UGCAUAUGCAUUGUGUAGUUGACAAGACAAAAGCCGGCAGCAUCGAAUACCUUCAUUGUUUCGAUUGUUAUUCGAUAUACUUAUGAAGUGGCGCCACCCAUCGAUUACUACUGAAGUGAGCUUCAGGAACAACUGCAGACCUAACAGUUAAGAUUAACCAACGAACCAACCAACCAACCAGCCAGCCAGCCAGCCAGCCAGCCAGCCAGCCACGUGUCCGAAGAAGUGCCUUUAAUUAAAAGUUUUUAAUUUGUUUAGUUUGUAAUAAGUAAAGAAUAAUGGCUGCUUCCGAGCAAGACGAUAAUGAGUUAAAACAACUAUUGAAUACUCCUAUGAAAAAUAUUACAGCAGAAGAUACAUGUAUGGCUCCACCAUUAUCGACUACCGUGCCACGUCCUAGUACGUCUCAAAAUGUUAAUCCAUCGACUACCAUGAACCCAAUGGUACCUAAUGUCCCCAAUAGUAUUAAAGAAAUUCCAGAAGCUUGUGUACAAAAUGUCGUUUCUACAGUUAAUUUAGGUACAGAACUAAAUCUUACGUAUAUUAAUACAAGGACUAGAAAUUCAGAAUAUAAUCCAGCAAGAUUCACAGGAUUAGUUAUGAGAAUCAAAAAUCCCACAACAACAGCCUUAAUUUUUCGUUCUGGAAAAUUAGUCUGUACUGGAGCUAGAAGCGAAGCAGAUUCUUGUUUAGCAGCAAGAAAGUUUGCUAGAAUUUUACAAAAAUUGGGCUUUCCGGUCAAAUUUUAUAAUUUCAAGAUACAAAAUAUAGUUGCAACGUGUGAUCUUAAAUUUCCAAUUAAACUAGAAGAAUUAAACCAUUCGCAUUUUCAGUUUUCUAGUUAUGAACCAGAGAUAUAUUCAGGUUUAAUAUAUAGGAUGGUUUCGCCAAGGAUGGUUUUACUUAUAUUUGUCAAUGGAAAGAUCGUAUUAACUGGUGCAAAGGAUCGAUCCGAAUUACAAUAUGCAUUGAUUAAUAUUUAUCCAAUAUUAAAAAGUUUUAGAAAGUAACAAGACUAUACCAUAGUCAUGAUAUUUUUUUGUAUCUUUUUAAAAUAAUAUUUUUCAUAAUUGAUCAACACACACAUAAAUGCGAAACUUCAUUAAUUAAAAGUAUUACUUAAUCACUUGCGCUACGAAUAAACUUUACGGUUGCGUUGCGUUGCGGUGCCGUGCGCUACACGUUAUUUUCUUUUUUCUGAUAAACGCCUCACAGUCUUGAAACAAAAGCUCUGCGUGGCACGUCUUUUUAGAGCAAGUGGUUAAAUAUUUAGUAUGUAUAUAUGUUUGCGUGCGUGCGUGCGUGUGGGUGUGUGUGUGCUGCAUGCUUGGCGCGUGAAUCUUCUUGCUUUUUUUUUUACGAUCUUGAUAGAAGCAAAUGAGCAGUAUAAUAAACAAUUAAUUGAAAUAUUGUACUUUUGAUUAUUGAUAAUAAUGAAUAAUUAUAAAUAAUGGACAUUUUCCAGCGGUGCGAUGUGCGAGAUAUCUUGUAUCUAGUCAGAUUAUAUUCGUUUUUUUAUGGAAUUUAAAAUAAAGCUUAAUGAUAAAUGUGAUAA
Polistes dominula (European paper wasp) is the source of this 1555-nucleotide messenger RNA. It is a transcript of the gene Trf, whose product is annotated as TATA-box binding protein-related factor. Gene Ontology annotation, molecular function: DNA binding. Lineage: Eukaryota; Metazoa; Arthropoda; Insecta; Hymenoptera; Vespidae. The record is from RefSeq and is a predicted model, not a curated record. Gene Ontology annotation, biological process: DNA-templated transcription initiation.